Molecule: messenger RNA, 3475 nt
Organism: Pteropus alecto (black flying fox)
Lineage: Eukaryota; Metazoa; Chordata; Mammalia; Chiroptera; Pteropodidae
Gene: ZC3H12D
Product: zinc finger CCCH-type containing 12D
Exons: 7
Coding region: 278-1525 (415 amino acids)
Biological process (GO): 3'-UTR-mediated mRNA destabilization; nuclear-transcribed mRNA catabolic process, RNase MRP-dependent
Cellular component (GO): cytoplasmic ribonucleoprotein granule; nucleus
Molecular function (GO): mRNA binding; RNA endonuclease activity; metal ion binding
Source: RefSeq, a predicted model, not a curated record
ACUACCUUUGUAGCUGAACGUGACGCUAGUGUCCAGGAAGUGGAGCUCUGGCAUAAAGUGUCUCUUAACGGCCGCGUGGCUCCUGCGGCUUCAGUGACACCUAGCUAGCUGGGAGGAGAGGGGCAGUGUGACAGCUGCUGGCAGCUGGACAAGCCAAGGGGAGCGCCUGGCGUCCACUGUGAAGGCUGGAGCGGCAUGCCCUGCUGCUCAUGCCAGUGAAGCUCUGCCAGGAGGAAGCCAGGGGCGGGACUCUUGCCAGAGGCCGGGCUGGCGCAGCAUGGAGCACUCAGGCAAGAUGGAGUUUUUCCAGAAGCUCGGCUACAACCGGGAGGACGUGGUCAGGGUGCUGGGCAAGCUGGGCGAGGGCGCCCUGGUCAACGACGUGCUGCAGGAGCUGAUCCAGACGGGCAGCCGCCCGGGGGCCCACCAGGACAAUGCCGCGCCUCUGCUCGUUCCCAGGGGCUCCUGCGGGACCCCUGACUCUGCCCAGCGUGGGCGCGGGGCUGACCUGGAGGACGAGUGCGGAGACCCAGCCAGUUCCUUGCGACCCAUCGUGAUCGACGGCAGCAACGUGGCGAUGAGCCAUGGAAAUAAAGAAGUCUUCUCUUGCCGGGGAAUCCAGCUGGCUGUGGACUGGUUCAGGGACAGAGGACAUACCUACAUCAAAGUGUUUGUUCCGUCCUGGAGGAAAGAACCACCAAAAGCUGACACCCCUAUUAGAGAGCAGCACCUGCUGGAGGAGCUGGAGCGGCAGGCGGUGCUCGUGUGUACCCCCUCCCGCAAGGUGAAUGGCAAGCGCGUGGUCUGCUAUGACGACCGCUACAUCGUGAAGGUGGCCUAUGAGCGGGAUGGCGUCAUCGUCUCCAAUGACAACUACCGUGACCUGCAGAGUGAGAACCCCGAGUGGAAGUGGUUCAUCGAGCAGAGGCUGCUCAUGUUCUCCUUUGUCAAUGACCGGUUCAUGCCUCCUGACGACCCCUUGGGCCGCCGGGGGCCCACCUUGAGCAACUUCCUGAGCAGGAAGCAGAAGCCCCCGGAGCCGUCCUGGCAGCACUGCCCCUAUGGCAAGAAAUGCACCUACGGCAUCAAGUGCAAGUUCUACCACCCGGAGAGGCCGCACCACGCGCAGCUGGCGGUGGCCGACGAGAGCCCGUCAGGCCCUCUGGUCGGGCCGCGGGCUGGGGACUCCCCAGGGGACCCGCAGAGUGACCUCCUCCCCCAGCGAAGGCCUCCCGCCGACCCCUGGGCCCUCCCGCAUGGGGCCGCCGGCUUCCCGGGACCGUCGGCCUGGUCGGACUUGGGUUGGGGCGAUGGCGCCUUCUGGGGACCUUUGGGGUCCGCGACCCCAGCCGCGGCCAGCGAGGGGGUGGAACGCGCCCGGGCGCGCACCACUCUCUGCAGCAUCUUCCCGCCCCACCAGGUGGACAGCGUCAUGGCCCUGUUCCCCGCGCUCUCCGACGUCACCAGGCUCAUUCUCCUCAUCCAGAGAUUCCAAAAGUCUGGCGCACCCGUGGGAAAGCCCUAAGGAGCAAGUGCAAGCCACCGCCAGCGCUGUCCCAACUGGGCCUUACAACUGGGCCGGGCGGCCGGCUGGUUGACGGCCUGCAUCUGGGUCGGCCCACCUGUGAGGCCCGCUUCUUUUUAAAGAUGGUCAGAGAAGCUAAAUUCCUCACCCUCAGCCUUGCCUUUGGUGGCACUUGGUGACUCUCACUGAUGACAAGUCUGCUUGGAAGUCUGUGUCCUGCAGACUAAGGUUGGCUACUUUCGUGUUGGGAGUGAUUUCUCCUACCUGCAAGACUGCAAGUCCCACUAGGCUCCAAGGGUUUGUCAGGAACCCUUCGGGAUUGUUUUUGUCAAGCUGCAGUGGCGAGCCACAAGUGGUCACUUGAUCAAUUUAGUGAGUUGAAAUGGAAUAAGAAAUCUCAGAGCACACUCCACCUAAUCAGGUUAAGUAUGUACAAAACUCUUGUUUGAUAGCUACAUGUGUGUGCUUGUGUACCCUUGGUAGCCAUGCAAAUUUAAUGUGGGUCAUGGGCAAAAGUUAGAGAAAUCAUUGAAUUUUAUUGCAUCGAAUCAUGUUUAAAUACGUAGUCAGUUGGCCAGUGGAGGUUUUGGCAUCAGGAGAUUUCACAUGAGCUGUUUCUAUUCUAGCCUCACGAGAGUUCUAGCCUUGGUAUGUGGGUUCCACUUGUCGCUCUGAAGUUGUGUGGCUGUGCAGGUCUGUGGAGAUGUGGCAGGGACGUGUUGUCUCGAGGGCCUGCCUGUGGGGCCUUUACCCCCUUCACACGACACACAGACACAUACACACACGGACACAUAUACAUCACACGCAUGUCACAGAGCUAAGUGGUCCAGCACAGGCUGUCUAGCGGCCAAGGCUGCUAAGCCAUACCUCACAGCAGAGGCCCAGUGAGUCAGGACUUCUCCUCAGAAACUUCCAGGUGGGUCAGAGGUGAGCUGGGAUGAGUGUCAGUCAUGGAGGUUGUCACCUUCCACCAUUGCUUUUUUCCACAGCCGGCUAUUGCUUUGAGUUUGGGGGAGAAGGAGUCCACCCAUUUGCAAUGGACAAGAAAUUAUAUGGCGCUGCCAGAGCAUGGACCCUGUGUCCUCAGGUGUCUCUGUGCGGCAUCCACCCAAUCACUCUGGGUUCCGAGUCCAGCUCUGCGGGGCUUGGCUGAUUUGUUCAUGAGGGGACUCGGUGGCUUGGCCAUGGUAGAGAGUGUAAAGCACCUCCCAAUGGAAAAGCAGAUGCCAACUGCUGCAAGCUUCUUGCAGGACUGGCAAGAGCAGAGGGGGACUUCUCAGUGCGUUACUUGGCUGUACUGAUGGCACAGCCCAGGGUGCACCCUGGGAGAAUCUGCUGCCGGCCCUCUAGUUCAUGGUAAAUGCUGCCAUUGGAGAUACAAUGAUGCUAUGUCUGCCUGUGAUCUCUUUCAUUUUUUUAAACCAGAUUCUUAGCAUGGCUGCUGCCAGAUCUGUUCUUCACCUCUUUUUUUCCAGAAGAGGACACCGUGCCCACAAUUGUACCUUAUUAUUUUGGGACCUCAGUUCUAAAAAGAGCCUAUUCUUUCUAGGUAAAUUGGAUUUCCAUCUUGGUGUUUCUUUUUAAUUUUUUUUUUUUUUCUUUUGGCAAGACGAGCUUUAUAUUAGAGCUGCUUUUAUCUUUUGGGUCCAUGUCCUGACAUGGAAUCAUUGCAUUGAUUUACUAUCAGAAAUAUUUAAACUGCUUCCUUGGAGGACAAGUUUGAGUUUUAGUAAGCUGUAAAGCUAUUUUAUUUGGUUCACUGUGGUUAAGACAAGCACAAAAACGAAUGAAGAAACAGCACAUUUCAAUGUAAUCCCCUUUGGAAUUUUUUUCCAAAGUCUUGGUAUGUCUUUGUGACACAAAACAUGGAUGGGACGGGUCAAUGAAAUGUUCCUAGUUGCAUAGCUGUUACCGUGCUCCAAAAAUAAAUCACUUUUACUCACACCUGGA